AUGAAGGUACAAAACCAAACAAUGAUUACAGAAUUCAUCAUCCUUGGUUUUAAAAAUCUGCAGGGGAUACAGCUCUUGCUUUUCAGUGGAUUCUUGAUCAUUUAUCUAUUCACAAUACUGUGGAAUUUUUUCAUUAUCAUCUUGGCCAUGGUGGACCGGAGGCUCAAAACACCCAUGUACUUCUUUCUUGGCAACCUCUCCAUCCUCGACAUCUGCUACACUACCAGCACAAUUCCCCAGAUGCUGGAUUUCCUUCUCACAGACAGAGGCAGCAUCUCUUAUGUGGGCUGUGUACUCCAGCUGUAUUUUUUCUUUUCCUUCGUUGGCAUUGAAUGCCUCCUUCUGGCUGUGAUGGCUUUUGACCGCUAUGUUGCUAUUUGCCACCCUCUGCGCUAUCCACUGAUUAUCAGAAGACAUGCUUGCCUCCAGCUAGCCAUGGCAUGCUGGGCUGGUGGCUUCCUCAACUCAGCAGUGCACACACAUUUUGCCUUCCAGUUGCCUUUCUGUGGAGACAACCGCCUAGAUGCUUUCUACUGUGACAUCCCACCACUGCUGAAGCUGUCAUGUGGAGACAUUUCCCUCAACCAAACACUUUUGCUCUCCAUUGGCCUAAUCAUAGCUUGGACGCCCAUGUUCUGUAUCCUACUUUCAUACGUUUGCAUUAUUUCAACUGUCUUGAAGAUACGUUCUGCAGAAGGAAGGCAAAAAGCUUUCUCCACCUGCUCUUCACAUCUUAUUGUGGUUCUUCUCUAUUACGGCAGUUGCAUUUUCACCUACCUGAGGCCUGUUCCCUCCCAGUCAUCAGUGAAUGGAAAACUGAUCCCACUAAUGUACAGUAUCUUGACUCCAUUGUUGAAUCCUGUUAUAUAUACUUUACGCAACAAAGAUGUGAAGAAAGCUUGGCGAAGCAUGAUGGGGAAGAGUUGA
Varanus komodoensis (Komodo dragon) is the source of this 927-nucleotide messenger RNA. Its product is annotated as olfactory receptor 5V1-like. Gene Ontology annotation, molecular function: G protein-coupled receptor activity; olfactory receptor activity. Gene Ontology annotation, biological process: G protein-coupled receptor signaling pathway. Gene Ontology annotation, cellular component: membrane. The coding region runs from base 1 to 927 and encodes 308 amino acids. The transcript has a single exon. The record is from RefSeq and is a predicted model, not a curated record. Lineage: Eukaryota; Metazoa; Chordata; Lepidosauria; Squamata; Varanidae.